AGUAACGGCGCGUGCGCAGACAUGACCAGGAAGUGAUUUAUCAUCGAACAAUCUAAAAAUUAAUGCGUUCGCUGAACAUUUUCGAAGAGAAAUGUAAAAGUUUAUGGCAACAGUACAACGGAACGAUUCAUACGGUGCAAGUCAUUUUCGUUUGAAACGAUUUUGACAAACAUUUCAAACGAAGAGGGACAUUUUCAACUUUGACCCCUGACGAAUUGAAUGAGUUUUCUGCAAAAUGGCAGCAUCAAUACCUUCUGCCGUGUCAGCACCAUUGGGUCAAAAACGCAGGGCAUCUUUGAAGAAGAAAGAAAGAAGAAAACGAAAACGCCAAGCCCUCGCCAAAGCCCAAAUCAGAGAAUCUGGUGAAAAUGGAGAUGAUUCUCCACCAGAACAAGAUGAUGAUGAAGAGGAAAGGAAGGCUGAGGAAGAAAGACGGCGCCUAGACCAGGAGUGGCUGGAGAGGGAGAGGCUGGCCCAGCAGGAAUUCAGACUCCGGUGGGAGAGGGAAGACGCUGCAAGGAAGAGACAGGAGGAAGAGGAGGCGAGGAUAAAGCAGGAAUGGGAGGCCCAGCAGAGGAGAGAGGAAGAGGAGAAGGAGCAGAAGCAACAGGAGAAGAGAGACAGAGAGGUGAAACCUGCACCAGGAGGAUAAACGCACAAUGGAAGAGCUACAUAUCCUCUUCCUUUUGGUCACACAAUGGUUUUAACUUAAGAAAUAUUACACAGUAAUGUGUCUUUUGUGUGAGAAAGAAGUGUUUUUGCCUCAGACAUCGACUUUUAUCCACGUGUUUUUCCUUAACUGUGAUACACGCAAAGGCCUUAACUAAGAUACACACAAAGAGGGACACUCCUACAGGUCUGUGCUGCCAUGGGACAAGGAUGUAUCUUUUAUCUGUGGAUUUGUUUCCUCAUGUCUUCUGGUUAUUCUCAUACUGCUCAGGGACAAAAUACACACACACACACACCUUUGCAGUUCUUAUGUCUAGUGUCUUUGUACAAAGGCAUAUUUUGUGGCUCGCUUUCAACCACUGGUAAGAUAUUCUUGACUUGCAGUAACAGAUAUCCAGAUAUGCCACUGCAGGUUUUCACCAGCCCAUCCUAUGUUUGCACCAUUUACAGGAAGCUGUACAGAAAAUGUUGGACCAGGCUGAGAGUCAGCUGGAGAAUGGGGGUCCCUGGAGAAACCCUGAGGCUCCAGAUUUUGGUACGGAGCAAGACCGGGCUAACUGCCCCUUCUUCCUCAAAACUGGAGCCUGCCGCUUCGGCGACAGGUGCUCUCGUAAGCAUGUCCACCCCCCGUCCAGCCCUACUCUGAUGAUCCGGGGGAUGUUUGCGACUUUCGGGAUGGACCAGAGGUCACGGGACGACUACGAUACAGACGCCUGUCUGGAGCACAGCGAGGAGGAGGUACAACAGCAGUUUGUGGAUUUCUACGAGGAUGUACUUCCUGAGUUUAGGAAUGCUGGCAAGGUGUUGCAGUUUAAGGUCAGCUGCAACUUCGAGCCACAUUUGAGAGGAAAUGUUUAUGUCCAGUUUGACACAGAGGAGCAGUGCAGAGAGGCCUUCAUGAUGUUCAAUGGAAGAUGGUACGCUGGCAAACAGCUCCAAUGUGAGUUCUCUCCUGUCACCAGAUGGAAGACUGCUAUAUGUGGUUUGUUCGACCGACAGAAGUGUCCGAAAGGAAAGCACUGCAACUUCCUGCACGUGUACCGUAACCCUGGAAAUGAGUUCUGGGAGGCGGACAGGGACCUGCACAUGUCCCCCGACCGGGGAGGAGGGGGUACCGGGUCUUUCGCUGGGGGCCGGUUCUCUGAGAGGAGUAACCGCUCCUCGUGGACCGAGAGGUCACAGAGCCGACGGGGGGAGAGGAGCAGGAGGAGUAGGAGCAGGGAGAGCAGAAUAGCCCAAAGGAGAGAGAGUCUUCAGAGUGACAGGUCUUGGACCAGUCGUACCAGCACGAGACCCAGGUCGAGGAGUAGGGACAGAGAAAGGAGAGACAGGAGCAGAGAUAGGAGGGACAGAGGCAGGAGCAGGGACAGAGACCGGCUGGAUGGGAGCAGAGACCGAGAUGGGAGCAAGAGAGAGGGGUGGAGGGGUUCACCCACAGAGGCUAGUAGGGGGAGAUCCAGAUCAGCCAGCCCUGGAGAGUCCUCGAAGAGGAAGAGACAGGGGAGCAGGAGUCCUGGAGAGUCCUCUCAGAGGAGGAGACAGGGGAGCAGGAGUCCUGGAGAGUCUUCUCAGAGGAGGAGACAGGGGAGCAGGAGCCCUGGAGAGUCCUCGAAGAGGAGGAGACAGGGGAGCAGGAGUCCUGGAGAGUCCUCGAAGAGGAAGAGACAGGGGAGCAGGAGCCCUGGAGAGUCCUCUCAGAGGAGGAGACAGGGGAGCAGGAGUCCUGGAGAGUCCUCUCAGAGGAGGAGACAGGGGAGCAGGAGCCCUGGGAAAACAUCCCAAAAAGACAAGCAGCCAGCCAACGACAGCAGCGACACGGCUCCAUCACGCCACAAACGCAACAAAAAAAGCAAAAAGAAGAAGAGCAAGAGGAGGAAACCCAAGAGGGACAAAAAGAGCCAGUCGGCUGGGGGUCAGAGUUCAUCUGCAGAGUCAGGGAAGGAGUCUUGGGACGAGGAGAAACCCUCUCCAAACCUUGUAGACAGCAGUACACGGACUCCUCAUGAGGUAGACAACACUACCCAGGAGACUGUGGAUGUAGACAACACUACCCAGGAGACUGUGGAUGUAGACAACAAUACCCAGGAGACUGCUAGGGUAAAUGCCAUACUUAGUCUCAUGUUGUCUGAGUCUCUUGAUAAUGCCAAUGCAGUCACUUCAGACAUACAGACCCAGGUCAAGGAGGAGCCUGAGGAUCCCUGUCCACCUAUUGUCCCCUCUCCUAGCCCUGGGGAUGUGGACAUCGCUCAGACUCCUGAGGCAAACGCACUCUCCCCAGACCUCCAUAGUAUCUUCCUCAAGCAGGAGUAUCCCUCUCUACCCAGUGUGCCUGAAGAGGAAUGUGAACAGGAUCGACCUGAGACGCUGCCUGAUUCCCCUGACGAUGAUGACCCAUAGCAGAAUGAAAUGUGUUCUGUAUGGACUUCACCAUGACUGCUAUGGGCAUUUUGAAGUGUACACUGUUUAUGCAUUGACUGUUUUCAAUCUUCACCAAUGCACUGCUCAACCUAGCUUUCACAAAUGUUGGUUUGUUCCAAAUGUAAGAUGUGACAAUUAAAUGUUUUUUUAUACAG
Messenger RNA from Oncorhynchus kisutch (coho salmon), 3242 nucleotides. Its product is annotated as U2 small nuclear ribonucleoprotein auxiliary factor 35 kDa subunit-related protein 2. Lineage: Eukaryota; Metazoa; Chordata; Actinopteri; Salmoniformes; Salmonidae. Gene Ontology annotation, biological process: mRNA splicing, via spliceosome. Gene Ontology annotation, molecular function: metal ion binding; RNA binding. Bases 1135 to 3066 code for a protein of 643 amino acids. The transcript is spliced from 10 exons. The record is from RefSeq and is a predicted model, not a curated record. Gene Ontology annotation, cellular component: U2AF complex.